Molecule: messenger RNA, 1833 nt
Organism: Pogonomyrmex barbatus (red harvester ant)
Lineage: Eukaryota; Metazoa; Arthropoda; Insecta; Hymenoptera; Formicidae
Biological process (GO): spermatogenesis
Cellular component (GO): sperm head-tail coupling apparatus
Molecular function (GO): myosin light chain binding
Source: RefSeq, a predicted model, not a curated record
UCGGUCACUCGGUGUUGUGUCACUGUUCCUUGGCAACAAGUGGGCAGCCGUGUGGGCCGUGGCAACUGGCAACUGGUAGCAAUCUGGCAAUUCUUUCGUAAGAUGGCAGGGAUCUUUAGAAUAUAUACGUGUACACAUUUUUUUAUCCAAGUAAAUCCAGAAAGUAAGAUCUGAACGCGCGAGUAUUCAACCCGAACGUACGAGUAUCGAAAAUUUAUAUACUUUGCUGUUAUCGUUAUUACCCAUCAUGAAGCUGCUGGAGCGUAUGCGAUAAACCACGUACAAAAUCGACAACGAUGCUGUUAACCAUAUAAUUGAUAAUAAAACUGUCAUUAGACAGUUGGACAUGGCAGGCAGAGCUUUUUGCGUUAAAGUACAGCUGGAUGUACACGCGGUACGUAUCACGAUCAUUUGUUUCGUAUUCCCGUAAUUGUAUUCGCACUUGGCUCGUUCAAAGAGUUCGUUCUAACGCGGUCCAGGUAACGUGCCCUGGCGUUUGGUUAUGCUCCAACGGCAAAGUGGCUCUGCAAAUCAACGCUCUCGAUUCCUAUGCGGAAUCCCGAAGAAUCAGCCCGAUUUUCCCGCUCUUGUUUCACGAUAAAUUUACCUUCAGUAAAAUCUUUACUCGAGUAAUUUCCUUGGCGGAGCUGCAGUGCACUUUGGAGCAGGAAUUUUUAUAUGCCAAAUUGAUACAGUGGGUAACACCAGCCAGCCGAGGCAUUAUUUUAGCCACAUUUGAAACAAAUUUAGCAGAUUUAUUGUAUCCAGCGCCAUGCUUCAAAGGUUUACUAGCCGGUGUGGAUAUAGACCUGCUGAUGGAGUCGACUAAAUGUUUUCCCGGUAUCAUAGCGCCUAAAAUCGAGAUCUCUACCAAAACGAUUGUCGAGGAAGUGCUGGGCUCCUAUGACAAAUAUGUUAUCAAUCCAAAGAUGAUUAACUCUAAGCAAACAGCAUGUGCACAAAGGAAAAGGCCGAUUAAAGGUAUUAUAAGGCAACGACGAGUUUGUCAUACCAAAACCAAGCCGAGAUCUCAAAGCUGUCGACCAUAUCGUCAGAGAUCGAACGAUUGCCAAUGUUCCGCGAUGCGAUAUGCGACGAGUCAUCAGACAGGAUCACAAAUUGAUCAAUGUUAUCACUCGAUAAAGAAAGAUUCUGCAUGCACUUGUCAAGCAAAUUUCACAAAAUCAGCUGAACCUACCCUCAUACGUAACAACAUCCACGUUAUAGACAAUUGUCCGGUUUGUUUCAAGUAUAAUUGUUAUUUUCCCAAAUAUCAUGACGAUUCUGAUAUAGCUAAAAAAUAUAUCGACGCUAAGCAAAGAUGUCACAGAAAUUUAUCGGACGUUGGAGAGUGCGAUUAUAUUUGUAGAAAUGGCGCGUCUGACAUACAAAAAGAAGCGGCAACGUCAUUGUGAGUCUAUUGAAAACGAAUGAAUUUCUUGAACGUCUGUUUACGAUCCUUGUAUUUUUACAGAUCACAAUCUGAUAAAAUUGAAAAGCUUCCGAAAACUAGGGAAAAAUGGUAUGUUACUGAAACGGACAAUGUCUCUAUGUGUCGAUAUGAGUGCGAUCCAAAAUGCAAAUAUACUCGAGAUUACUCGGGUCAUGGAUUUUAUAAGAAUCUGGAAAAGUUUUACAAAAGAAUGUAUAGACAAGCAAAAAUGCGUGCGCAGGAGGUUGAUGGUUGAUGUGAAAAAUACCAUCGUCAUCGCUCAUACUUUUCUAAUGCAACUUUUGUAUCUAUAUUAUAAACUUUUAUAAUUACUGAAUAUUUUAUAUACGUGAUAUCAAACGAAACAAUCUUGUUUAAUAAAAGGACUAAAAUGUUAAUGU